Molecule: messenger RNA, 1142 nt
Organism: Anopheles funestus (African malaria mosquito)
Lineage: Eukaryota; Metazoa; Arthropoda; Insecta; Diptera; Culicidae
Exons: 3
Coding region: 134-1108 (324 amino acids)
Biological process (GO): RNA processing
Cellular component (GO): nucleolus
Molecular function (GO): RNA binding
Source: RefSeq, a predicted model, not a curated record
UACCGAAACGGGCAGCAUAAAAUAACUUUUAUUUUUCAUAUGAAAAUUCCAUGAACUGUUAAAUUUUUAAAUUCGCAUAUCUCGAGAAAUGGCUGUAUAAAUAUUUGCUUUCCUCCCCAGAUUAUCGUAAUAAAUGUUAAUAUUCCAAGUUUGCAGCAGGGCACGUGGGACCUGCCAUCGCUGUCAUCCUUCAAACACGAAGCUGCCAUCGGUGUUUCCUGCAGGCGUUUGGUGCUUGAAUAGGUUAGAACGCUUCAACAAAAUGGAUUUUUUUGUAAUCGAUCCGAUCGGAGACACUGCAGCAAAUGAAGGUUCAUCUUUUGCACCCGUUCCCCGGUUACCUGGUGCAUUGAUUAACACAUUCGAUGGUACAGUACAUUGUGAGGAAGCAAAAUGUACGACAGCAUCGACAGAUAGUGACGACGAAGAUUAUGCAGGUCUUCCUCCCCCUGGUCAGAGUAUUUCAAAAAUACUAAAUAAAGAUGAUAUCGUUGAAAUGGAUCGUGUGUCAUGGAAGCGACAGUUUGCGGACAACGAAACGGCUUCAGUAACAUCUGCCAAAAGUACCUUUUUGAUGACAAAGAAAAAGCAACGUCAAUAUGAUUUAUGUCGCACGGACGUCGCAGCAGAGCUAAAAAAUGCCGUUUUAACACCAAGCAUCGAGAAAAAAGAAGAUAUUGCCCACUUAGCCAUGUCCGACAAUGCUCUUAAAAAGCUGAACAGGCUGCAGCGUAAAAAAACAAAAGGCAAAAAUUGGUUUGGUUUGGCUGCUCCUGAGAUUACCCCGGAACUACAGAACGAACUAACGCUGAUGAAGAUGCGCUCCAUAUUAGAUCCAAAACAAUCCUUCAAGCGUGUUGAUAAACGAAAAACGCCCAAAUACUUCGAAAUCGGCAAGAUUAUUGAUUCCCCGUUGGACCACUUCAAUGAACGAGGCACCAAGAAGCUGAAAUCAAAAUCCCUUGUCGACGAACUGUUAGCCGAUGCAGAGUUUCAAAAGAUCAACAAACGCAAAUACGCAGAAUCGCUUGAAAGGCAGAAGAAAAAGGCCUACAACAAGGCGAUAAUGAAGAUGAAGAAGGAAAAAAAGAAGAGCAAGAAAAAAUAAAGUAAACCGUAGUUACUGUUUAAUAGAUAAAAAA